Molecule: messenger RNA, 474 nt
Organism: Adineta ricciae
Lineage: Eukaryota; Metazoa; Rotifera; Eurotatoria; Adinetida; Adinetidae
Source: the annotation of a GenBank genome assembly
AUGGAAUGGGUAGACUCAAUUAUUGUCAUAGUUUCAUUCGUUGUCGACGUCUAUUUUGCUGAAGGACAAAAUACACUGGCAGAAAUUUCCCUGCUGUUUAUAUCGCUUCGUUUAUGGCGUAUCGUACGAAUUAUUAAUAGUGUUGCUCAAUCGAUACGCUCGCAAGAUGAAACAGCGAAGAAAGAUUUAGCGAAUACUUACACACAAAUAGUCGAAUCGUUGUUAGACGUUCUCACGAAGAAAACUGAAGUCGCAACAGAAGUCCGACAAGAGUUAACCCGAGAGAAUGCUGACAAAAUGGUGGAAAAAUUUACGUCAAUCGAUCGAUUAUGCCGUUCCAUAUUAGCACAUUGUCCAAAACCUUCAUCACGAAAUGCCGUUACUGGUAUUGCGCAGAAUCUGCAAGAUGCUCUCGAACAAGUGCGCUCAUCAUCAUCAACAUUGGGUAUUAAAAAAACAACAAACCUUCCGUAG